This is a messenger RNA of Cyprinus carpio (common carp), 3798 nucleotides long. RefSeq names its product ferroxidase HEPHL1. Gene Ontology annotation, biological process: iron ion transport. The record is from RefSeq and is a predicted model, not a curated record. Gene Ontology annotation, molecular function: copper ion binding; ferroxidase activity. NCBI's taxonomy places the organism in Eukaryota, Metazoa, Chordata, Actinopteri, Cypriniformes, Cyprinidae. Gene Ontology annotation, cellular component: plasma membrane.
ACAUGAUAGCUGGUUCCUAGCUGGUCAUUAGCUGGUGCAAACUGGUUGUUAACUGGUUGUCCAUGUUCAAAAUCAUCUUGGCCACUUAAAACUAGUGUGACAAGAUAGUUUGUUGAUUUACCAGUUUGCACCAGCUAACGGCCAGCUUGAAUCAGCUAAUGACCAACUACAAACCAGCUACCAUAUUACAGCAAGCCAUCUCAGACGGAUUCUUCCGGCAGGGAAGGGCUUCCCAUGAAUUUCAUGGGUGUGUGAAUCCCAGAAGGCUGUCAUCAUGGCUCAUGACUGCUCAUCUUAAUGUCUUUGCUGUCACAUAAUAACGCAGGGCCACACAGAACGUUCAUGUUGAGAAGUAUUUGAGGACUUUAGCAAGGACAGUCGUGUUUUUCUGAGACUAUGGUUACUUUCUGGACCUGUCUGGGAAGUUUGAGCAUCUUUUGUGCUGUGAUAGUACAAGUGUCUGGAAUCAACAGAACCUUCUACAUAGGAAUUCAAGAGGAAGACUGGAAUUACGCACCGAGUGGCCAUAAUCUGAUAACUGGGAAACCUAUUGCAGUGGAUGAGUAUGCAUCAGUAUUCCUGCAGCGUGGGCCUCGGCGGAUUGGCAGUGUGUACAAAAAGGCGAUAUACAAGCAGUACAGGGAUGCUUCUUAUUCUCAAGAGAUCCCCAAACCCACCUGGCUGGGCUAUUUGGGCCCCAUACUGAGGGCCGAGGUCCAUGAUGUCAUCAUUGUGCACCUGAAGAACUUUGCCUCCAGACGUUACUCCAUGCAUCCUCACGGUGUCUUCUAUGAGAAGGACUCAGAAGGUGCGCUGUAUCCAGACAGAACCUCAGACACUCUGAAGAAGGAUGACGGGGUUCCACCGGGUGGAAAUUACACCUACAUCUGGAUUGUGAAGCCAGAUUAUGCUCCUCAAAAGGGUGACGCCAACUGCCUGACAUGGGCCUACCACUCCCACGUCAGUGCUUCACAAGACAUUUCCUCUGGGCUUAUUGGAGCCCUUCUCACCUGUAAGAAAGGAACCCUGCGUACUCCAGACCACCAUCAGAAUCUACGUGCUGAUGUGGACCAGGAACUUGUCCUCAUGUUUAGUGUGGUGGAUGAGAACAUCAGCUGGUACCUGAAAGAGAACAUUCAGACGUUCUGCUCUGAUCCAUAUGGUGUGGACCCUGCCAGAGAAGAUUUCCAAGAAUCCAACAUGAUGCAUGCCAUUAAUGGAUACAUGUACGGCAACCUGCCGGGCACUGAGUUUUGCCAAAACCACAGGGUUGCUUUGCAUCUCUUUGGCAUGGGAAAUGAGAUCGACAUUCACUCUGUUUAUUUCCACGGACACACACUGCUGGACCGCGGGCACCGUGUGGAUGUCCUGAGUCUGUUUUCUGCCACCUUUGCCUCUGCAGAGAUGGUCCCUGCGACAAUAGGGACAUGGCUCUUGAACUGUCAAGUCAACGAUCAUCUGAAAGCUGGUAUGCAGGCCUUGUUCAAAGUUUCGUCCUGCAAGGAUGAGAUUAACUCCACAGUUCAUCUCAGUGGAAAGAUUAGGAAGUAUUUCAUUGCUGCUGAGAAGAUUUGGUGGGACUACGCACCGUCAGGGAUGGACAAACUAACCAAUGAGUCGCUGACCAAACCUGGGAGCGCUUCAGAGAUGUUCUUCGGGAUGAGUGGUGGCCGACUUGGUGGAAAGUAUUGGAAAGUGGUUUACAGAGAAUAUACAGAUAAUAGUUUCACUUUAAAGAGAAAACGAACCAGUGCUGAGGCUCAUCUAGGCAUUUUGGGUCCGGUACUGAGGGCUGAAGUUGGAGACACCCUUCAGGUGAUGUUUAUGAACAAGGCUGACAGAAUCUACAGUAUCCAGCCUCACGGACUCCACUACGACAAACCCUUUGAGGGUGUCUUUUAUCAGGAUGGUGAGACUUUGUUUUCCACCAUCUGAAACUUACGCCAAUCAAAAGGUUUGUUCGGCCCUAGAGAGAUAAAUGUCUUUGAAUGUACUGUAGGUAUAAAGAGGAAUGGAUAUCAGGUUCAGCCAGGUGAAACGUUCAUGUACAGGUGGCAGUUGAGGGAGGGACCGUCUGAAAGUGACCCUCCAUGUAUUUCCUACCUGUACUUCUCCUCCAGCGAUCCAGUCAGAGAUACCAACUCUGGUCUCAUAGGCCCACUGCUGGUUUGUAAGAAAGAUGCACUUGAUUCCAAUGGUGCUCAGAAAGACAUCAGUCAGGAGUUUUUUCUGCUGUUUACUGUGUUUGACGAAAAUCUCAGCUGGUACUUGAAUCAGAACAUUGAAACCUAUGACACCAAUGAAUCAGAAUUAGAGAAUAUGGAGUUUUGGGAGAGCAAUAAAAUGCAUGCUGUGAACGGCUUUAUGUAUGGGAACCUGCCUGGCCUUGAGAUGAAUAAAGAGUCAGUGGUCAGAUGGCACCUGAUGGGACUUGGCACAGAGAUGGACAUGCAUGGUAUUUACUUCCAAGGCAAUACCUUCCAAAGACAGGGAACAACUCGUGACACGCUGGGCCUGUUCCCACACACUACAGUCACGGUGUCCAUGCAACCAGAUGUCAGUGGUGUAUUUGAGGUGAGCUGUCUAGUCUCUGAUCACUAUGUUGGUGGGAUGAGACAGCUGUACAGAGUGAUGGGCUCAGAGGAUGAGGACAUCUCAGUGUUAGAGUCUCAAAUAAUAGAGUAUUUCAUCUGUGCUGAAGAGGUAGAGUGGGACUACUCACCAGAUCGCACGUGGGAGCUGGAGAACUUCAACACGACUGAGGACAACAGUCCUGGCAGUUUAUUUGUGGGAACGGGAAAGAACAGACUAGGCUCCAGAUAUAAGAAAGCAGUUUAUCGAGAAUACACUGAUGCCACCUUCAGGACAAGGAAACUGAGACAGCCUCAAGAGGAACACUUGGAGAUUUUAGGACCUAUAAUCCAAGCUGAAGUAGGUCAGGUUUUGCUGAUCACAUUCAUGAACAAAGCCAGCCAUCCUUACUCAAUACAGGCACAUGGAGUAAGGACCUUUUCUAAACCAGAGGCCAUCAUGCCAGGAAAUAUGACUCAGUACCGGUGGAUCAUUCCAGUGAAAUCUGGCCCAGGAGAGUCUGACCCAAACUGCAUUGCAUUUGCCUACCGCUCAGCAGUGGACUUUGUUAAGGACACAGCCAGUGGUCUCUUUGGGCCAUUAAUAAUCUGCAGGAGAGGUGUACUGGACCAGGACAGACAGAGAACGGAUGUGGAUAGAGAAUUUGCUCUCCUCUUCAUGGUGUUUGAUGAGAAUAAAUCCUGGUACCUGGAGGAAAACAUUCAGUCCUACUACAACAGCUCAGAACCUCUUCUGAGAGAUGCUGAGUUUCAGAAAAGCAACAAGAUGUAUGGGAUCAAUGGGAAGCUCUAUGCAAACCUUCAUGGUCUAGAAAUGGUGGAAGGAGAAAGGGUGGUUUGGUACCUGUUUGCGAUGGGCAAUGAAGGAGACAUUCACACCGUCCAUUUUCACGCUGUGACCUUCACCUACAAGGCAGAUGAGGCUCACCGUACUGAUGUGUAUGACCUGAUCCCAGGAUCAUUUCAGACAUUGGAGAUGGUGGCAGAGGUCAAUGGAACAUGGCUUCUGCACUGUCAUGUUGCUAACCACAUCCGUGCUGGAAUGGAGACGACUUUUAUUGUCAAACCCCGAUCAGGUGGUGGCAGUGUGAGGACAGAUUUAAGCAGUCUUUGCUUUCUGCUCACAACUUUCAUGCUCAGACUGAUAUGCUGAUCUUUCUGUGGACAUAUACUACUUGACCACAAUCUCAACAGAUUUAUUUCUAAC